Molecule: messenger RNA, 3177 nt
Organism: Octodon degus (degu)
Lineage: Eukaryota; Metazoa; Chordata; Mammalia; Rodentia; Octodontidae
Gene: Pdgfb
Product: platelet derived growth factor subunit B
Exons: 7
Coding region: 1076-1801 (241 amino acids)
Biological process (GO): positive regulation of phosphatidylinositol 3-kinase/protein kinase B signal transduction; positive regulation of cell migration; positive regulation of protein autophosphorylation
Cellular component (GO): membrane
Molecular function (GO): platelet-derived growth factor receptor binding; growth factor activity
Source: RefSeq, a predicted model, not a curated record
GAGGAAAGGCUGUCUCCACCCACCUCUCGCACUCUCCCUUCUCCUUUAUAAAGGCCGGAACAGCUGAAAGGGUGGCAACUUCUCCUGCAGUCGGGAGCGGCCCGCCUGCCUCCCUGCGUGCCCGAGGCCUCCCCACCUCCCGCUGCCUUCCUGAAGGUUCCCCUCCGGCCGCCAGCGCCCAUCUUUCAUUCCUGAGAGGGAGAGAUAUUUUGCGCACACACACACAUACACACGCGCGAAAGAGAGAGAGAGAGAGGGGAAAAAAAAAGCCCACCCUCCAGUCUCGUUGCAAAGAAAAAGCCGGAGCAGCCGCAGCUUGCAGCUCGCAGAGGACGCCCAGAGCCGCGAGCCCGCGGGCAGACUGACCGACCGACUCGCGCCGCGUCCACCUGUCGGCCCGGCCGUGCGCGCAACGGGCACGCCGCGCGCGCCGAGCAGCCGUGCCCGCCGCCUGGGCCCUGCGCCAGGGCGCACACGCUCCCGCCCCCAACCCGGCCCGGGCGGGAGUUUGCACCUCUCCCUGCCCGGGUGCUCAAGCCGCCGCUGCAAAGACAACUUUGGAAAAAGUUUUUUUGGGGAGAUUUGGGCUUAGAGGUGACCAGCUCUGAGCUUUCUGAUUUGGGGGCCUCUCCAGAAAAUGUUGCAAAAAAGCUAAGCCAGCGGGCAGAGGAAAACGCCUUCGGCUGGCGAGUGAAGACGAACCAUCGCCUGGCUGGUGUGUUCCUUUUCCUCUUGGAGGUUGGAGUACUCUGCGCGCCCCCAUACGGCUAGACGCCUCGGCUGGUUCGCGACGCAGCCCCCCGGCCGUGGAUGCUCGCGCGGGCUCGGGAUCCGCCCAGGUAGCAGUCUCGGACCCUGGUCAUCCCCAGCCCCCCAGCAACGGAGCCCGGGCCGGGGGCGGCGGCGCCCAGGGGCCAUGCGGGUAAGCCGCGGCGGCGGCUGCAGCGGCCUGAGCUCCUGAUCACCGAGGACCCGUGCGGAGCCCACCCUCCUCCCCAGCCCCCCACCCUGGCCGCGGGGGCGGCGCGCUCGGUCUACGCGUCUGGGGCCCCGCGGGGCCGGGCCCGGAGUCGGCAUGAAUCGCUGCUGGGCGCUCUUCCUGUCUCUCUGCUGCUACCUGCGUCUGGUCAGCGCCGAGGGGGACCCCAUUCCUGAGGAACUCUAUGAGAUGCUGAGUGACCAAUCCAUCCGCUCGUUUGAUGACCUCCAGCGCCUGCUGCACGGAGACUCCGUAGAUGAAGAUGGGACUGAGCUGGACCUGAACGUGACCCGGGCCCACUCAGGACGUGAGGCUGAAGGCUCAUCUCGCGGGAGGAGAAGCCUGGGCUCCCUGACAGUGGCUGAGCCGGCCAUGAUUGCCGAGUGCAAGACGCGCACGGAGGUGUUUCAGAUCUCGCGGAACCUCAUUGACCGCACCAACGCCAACUUCCUCGUGUGGCCGCCCUGCGUGGAGGUGCAGCGCUGCUCCGGCUGCUGCAACAACCGCAAUGUGCAGUGCCGACCCACUCAGGUGCAGCUGCGGCCCGUGCAGGUGAGGAAGAUUGAGAUCGUCCGGGGAAAGCCAGCCUUUAAGAAGGCCACGGUGACCUUGGAAGACCACCUGGCCUGCAAGUGUGAGACGGUAGUGUCUGCUCGGCCUGUGACCCGAAGCCAGGGCAAUUCCCGGGAGCAGCGAGCCAGGACACCCCAAACUCGGGUAGCCAUCCGGACAAUUCGAGUCCGCAGGCCCCCCAAGGGGAAGCACCGCAAAUUCAAGCACACGCACGACAAGGAGGCACUGAAAGAGACCCUUGGAGCAUAGGGGUGGCGGCCGGAGGAUGCGGGCAGGGUUAUUUAAUAUGGUAUUCGCUGUAUUGCCCCCAUGGGGUCCUUGGAGUGAUAAUGUCGCCCCCCUCAUUCGUCUGUCUCAGUGCCUGAUUCGGACGGCCAAUGGUGCUUCCCCGCCCUCAACGCAUCUGUCCCCUCCACGUGUCUGUCCUUGCCCACCAGCAGCCCUGUCCUGUGGCCAGAGGAGGAAACUGAACUCAGAUCCAUCGCUCCUUCCUCCCUGAGCCCCAAGAAGAGGCACAGGAGCAGAGCAACUGGUGAGAUGGGGGCCUCCCCAACAGCUGGCCCCUGGAGCGCUGCAGAGGAGCCGACCAGCUCCAAAGGGACCUGCACAACACCUCCAGGCAGACUGGUGCCUGUCCUCGUCCCGUGGCUGUGACCACAUGGGGAGCACGGGCCGGGGAAGCCCCGCUCAUGGCGCCCAGAAGCCAUGUCCUCCCAUCAGCUCUGCAUUCUCUGCUUUCUCUACGUGAUAUCCUCCAGACGGACUCGCCUGGCUGGGGCUGGUGCCCAUGCGCCCCCCAGCAGGUCACAGAUGAAGUUUGCUCUUCGGGCGAAUUACAGAUGGCGACCUGGGCACCCCUGCCUCCCCCAUCCCCCCAGUUCAUGUCCUCCUGUAUUUCUUUUCAUUUCUCUACCUCCACCCUGCAUCUUCCGCUCCUCCUGGCCUUUAAGUCUGUUCUACCAAUGGGCUUUCAGAUCCCUCAUUGAGACCCCAGGCAUCUUUCCCUAGGACAGAAGACCAGAGGCCAGGGUGGUAGGAUGCCUGCCCAUCAGAUGCCAGCCCAGCCAAGACUGCCAUGUAAGGUGGUACAGAGUGUGGACCGCGCAGGGGCACUGCAUGCAGGGAGCACUCUUCACGCCCUCCCUAGGACCCAUUUGUCUAUUUAUUCUGACGGUUUCUGCCGAUGUAGGUCAAGUGUCGGAGGAAAGGGAUUCUUUUCCUAAUGGACACAAAGGCUCCGUGGAUUGGCUGUGUCCCUGUCCUUGCCUUCAGUGUGGAGCAGUGAGACAGGGGUGAGGCAGUGGAAUGUGGGCCUCCAGGUCCCAGGCCUCAGCUCCUGCUGUUCCCUUCUGGGCAGAUGUGAGAAGCCCAGGUCAAGGUCUGGGAGGGGAAGCCCCUCUUGCCCUGCCCCCUCCUUCCCCUUUGGUUCUUGGGGUCCUACCUGCUGGUUCGCCCUAGGACUACAGCAGUGGGUAGGGGAGAGGAGAAAAGGAAAAAAGAGCCCGGGCCCCUCGGGUGGGGUCUGAGCUCCUCCCCCUCCUUUGCACUCCCUCCCCAAGAUCUGCUUCCUUCAGUUUGUAAAGUCGGUGAUUAUAUUUUUGGGGGCUUUCCUUUUAUUUUUUAAA